Messenger RNA from Adineta steineri, 2616 nucleotides. NCBI's taxonomy places the organism in Eukaryota, Metazoa, Rotifera, Eurotatoria, Adinetida, Adinetidae. The record is from the annotation of a GenBank genome assembly.
AUGCCGACUAGUGUACGGUACAGUUCUGCACAGCCGGCACAACAACCAUCGCAAACAACUCAUUACAACUUCCAACCACCACCACAACAACAACAACAACAGCAACAACAACAACAGCAGCAACAACAACAACAACAACAAAUACAACAACAACAUCAUCGACAUCAUCAUCAUCAUCACCAUCAUAAUUCUCAUCAUUCAUCACCCACACCACAAAAUCAAAGUAUUAAUUCUUAUUCUAAUCAUCGUUUAAAUUCUAAUAAUAAUAAUAUUCAUUCUCAACAAGCAUCGACAGCAAAUCCAUCAUCACCAAAUCAAUCUUCAGCUUAUUUUCUUGAUCGGGUUGAUUUAGAAAAUUAUACGACACAUACAUUAAAACAGACAGUUGAAACUAUAUUAUCAAAGACAAAAUCUAAAGGUUUAAAGGUAAAAUUGUCCUUACCUGAUGAUGGCCUAAUUAUUGAUAAUAUAACUGAUCCAACACAAUCAUGGAUAUUUAAAACACCAGAAUUAUUAUAUUUUUGGCGUGAUCCAUAUUAUUUAAAUAUUAUUGUUGUUGUUACAAUCAAUCGAUCACGACAUCAUCUUAAUCAACCUUAUUCAGCAUCGAUAUUUCGUUUACGGGGUACUGAUUCUGCUCAAUCAUUUCUUCAACAAGCUCAACGAUUUUUUGUUAAUUUAUCUGGAUCUGUUAGUGCAUCAAGUGUAGCUAAACCUACUGUUAGAUAUAAAUCCGUUGAAAAACAACCACGACGUGAGAAUCAAACUAUUGAUCAUAAUACAUUAUCUAAUCAUAAAACGAAAACAAAAUCACUUUCAAUAAUAAAUGAACAAUCAGCUUUUACACCAAAAACAUCUUCGAAUCGUAAUCAAUCACCACCACCAUCAACAUCAUCAACAGCUAUUCGUCGUGUUACACGUGCUGAAUUUGAUCCUGGUAAAUCAACAGCAGCAACAGAUUCAAUGAUUAGUAGUAAUCAUAAUCGAACAUAUAGCGAAACAGCAUCAUCAGUUGAUUCACAAACAACAAAUUCAACAAAAGAAAUUUUAUCCUAUACAAAAAAAAUGAAUCGUGGUGAUGAUGAUGAUGAUAAAUUAACAAUAUUAAGCAAUAAUUUAUCAGGUGAUCAAAUCGUUGAAUUAAUGCGUGAAUUAAAAGAAUUACGAAGUGAAAUAGCUUCAUUAAAAUUAGAGAAGAGAAUAUCACAUGAAACACGUUCAAUGAGUACAAGUCCAUUUGCUGGUCAUCGUGAUAAUUCCAAAGGAACAUUAGAUAAAUCAAAUACAAUGUCAUUAUCAUUAUAUCCUGAUAUAACAUCACAAUCAGAAGUUGAUGCUGAAACACAAACUGAUUUUAGUUUACUUAAUCAUAGACGAAGACAAUUAUUGAAAAAAAAUAAAAAAACAAUGAUUGGAUCAGGCAGUAUAACAACAUUAAGCAAAAAAACUGGACAACAAACAACAAGUGUACGAAAUGGUAGAAGAACGUUUUCUAAUAGUUCAACAAAUACUGUAUCUGAUCAAGAAGAAACAGCACCGGAUCUUUCUUCUCAAGUGAAUGAUUUACCAAAUGAUAGUUCAAAUACAUUAGUUAAUCAACAGCAACAUUCAUCUAUGACAUUAACAGCACCACCUCGUCCUGUUUUAAUAAGAAAUAAUCAAAAUAAUUUUCUUGCUUUAAAUAAUUUGACAUCUUUUACAAAAUCGAAUGGGAAUCAAAUAGUACCUAAUUCAAAUCCUACAGAAGAAGGUUUAUCAUUGCAUGGUAUACCUGUAAUGAUUGAGAAAGAAAUUGACGAUUUUCUUUCAAAAAAUAUUCCUUCUUCAAAUACAGAUCUUCUUGCACCUCAAAUACCAAUAAUCAAAGUAGGAACAACAAGUUUUCGUUCAUCAUCAUCAUCAUCAGAAAAAAAACCGAAGCUUCCUACUGAUCAUAUCUAUGAAAAUGUACCUAUUUUAAUACAAGCAAAAGGAAAUCGAGAAUCUUUUUAUAAUAUACCUAUUAUUAAUGUGGAUGAGCAACAAAAACAACAACAACAGCAACAACAACAAAAUCCAACAGAGAGUUAUAUUUAUUAUACGCUCACUAAUAAUCCUGAUUCCGAGUCUCAACAACAAUAUAUGAUACCGGGACAAAUUGUUAAUAAUACUUCUGCACCAAAUGAUAGUAAUCCUGCUGAUGGUCAAAUAGCUUCAAUAAAUUUUCAACCACAAAAACCACAAAUCAUAUCUGUUGGUCGUCAUCGAAAUCAACCGAUUUAUUUUGCUAAUCAUUUAACAAAUCCAAUAUUUAAUGUUGAUAAACAAUUAUUAACAAAUACAAUUGCUAAUCAAUUUGGUGUUGAUCUUAAUUCACCACAAUUACAACAAUUAGUUACAAAUCAACAUUUAUUUGCUACACGUAAACGUACAUUUGCUAAUAUGGUUUGGCAAUUAACACCUGAUGAAGAAAAUGCUCUAUGUUCAUCACCAAUAACAACGCAAACGGAAAUUAUUGAUAUAGAUACAUUUGAUUCAAGUAAUGGAACAUCAUCUCGAUCAAUAUUAAAAGCAACAAAACGUUUUCGUCCAACAGCAAAACGACGAAGUAUUAGUUGGGAUAGUGCUUUAGAGUAG